GUGAAGGUGAAUCAAUAAAAUAGAAUCUAAAUUUUUCUUAUUGUAAUAGUAUCUCAAUCUACUGCUGACAUCUAUGGGAACUAACAUCUAAUGAUACAUUCUGGUCAAACCUAGUGAUUCACCGUUGAAUACCAUUUUGGCUACAAUCACUAGACUCAAGGAAAACUGUAGUUUAAGCGUUUUAUUAUAAAAUGUUGAUCAACGAAAUUCCCGAUGAUUGUUUGCUCGCCAUUUUUGAUCAUAUGAGCCACCUGUGUGAUCUAAUAAACUGCUAUAAGGUGUGCGUUAAAUGGAGCUAUUUAAUUACUAAGCGGACCAAAAAGGUUAAAUAUUUAAUAUAUCAGCGUGUUUAUUCCUCUGACACUGUUUAUUAUCGAGAAAUGUGUAAGAUUGAUUCAACCUGUCUGAGUAAAUUAUUUACAAAUUUAAUAAUUGUUGAAUUGUCUUUUAAUUUAAAUCCAACAUACGAAGAUGCUAUUGAAUUUGUUAAAAAACAAAGAUUUUUGAAAGGAUUAAUCAAUCGAAUUGAUUUACCAGUAGAAACAUAUUGUGUAAUAUUCAAUAUAUUGUGUAAUAAUAUUCAACUUGAAAUGUUAUCCGUCCAGUAUUUCAAUCCAAACAAUUUAAGAAAUGGUUCCAGCAUAAAGCAAUUGGUUGUUCGGAAUCAUAGUCUAGCGGCUUUGAAAAGACACUCACAUUAUUUGCCAAACCUUGAAAGACUAAAGAUUACAAUUUAUGUUCCAGAUAAUCCCUACGAUGGUCCAGUAUUGAAAAAGCUCAAAAUACUUGAGCUGUCUUUCCAUGCUCCCUGGGAUAGUAUAAUUUUUUAUGGCCUCCAGUUCAUGGAUUCAUGUCCAAAUUUACAAAGUGCACAUAUUAAAAUGGCCGCUAAUACUUAUUUUUUCGAUGAAACAUUGAAACACAAAUGUUUGCAAGAUUUAGUUUUACAAUCUUCUGACUUCUAUAAUGGAAUUAGUACCAGCACACGGGUUGGAAACGAAAACGAUUUAAAACGAUUGCUUAUGAAAUACCCGAACCUCAAACAUCUUGCGUUGAGGGGCGCUUGGAAAAUAACAGAAGAACAUAUUGAGCAAUUGUUUCACAUUUUGCCCAAUUUAGUGGUAUUGGAUGUUAGAAAGUGCUACGAAGUCACUCAAGAAGCUGCCGAUUAUGUUAAAGAUUACUGUAAAAGAUAUGGACGAUCAAUCAAAUUUUACUUCGAUGGGAAUGAACAUGAAAUCAAAUCAGAUUGGCCUCAAUUGUCCAUUAAACACGAAGCAAUAAGUCUAGGCUUUGAUUUCAUGAAAAAUUGCUUCUUGAGACAGCAUGACUUCCUUCCAAAUUUUUUGAUUCCGAUUGAUUAUUGAAAACUACUCAUUAAAUUGUAUAUUUGUUAUUUUGUAGCUUGGAAGCCCAUUCGAAGAGUUUCAACUUAA
Messenger RNA from Tetranychus urticae (two-spotted spider mite), 1436 nucleotides. The record is from RefSeq and is a predicted model, not a curated record. NCBI's taxonomy places the organism in Eukaryota, Metazoa, Arthropoda, Arachnida, Trombidiformes, Tetranychidae.